CUUACCCGCCGCACAUCCUGAAUGCACCACCACCUCUUCACUCAACUACUGCCACAUCGCGCUCUUCACCUCCUCCUCACCUCCUCAAACUCCUCCCCGCCCACACAGAAUGCAAAACAUGUUGAAGAUGGAGGGCGGCGCUAUCCCGGCCGGCUCGUUCACCGUGUCCUCCUCCGGCGUCUCCUCGUUCAGCUCCUCCUCCUCCAGCUUCUCCUCUUCCUCCUCCUCCUCCGGCUUCUCCUCCUCCGCCUCGGGCUCCUCCAGCUCCGGGGCCGCGAGCUCCAGCUCGUCCGCCAUGGGGCUGGGCUCUAUGAGUCUGGAGCAGACGAUGAAGGUGCAGGGCACAGCGCAGCAACUCCUGGGCAAGAUCAAGGCGAGCGACAAUUAUACCAGCCUGGAGGUCGUGGGGUCGUUGCGGGAGCUGUCUACCUCCCUCACGCAGUGCAGCACGCUGGGUGGGCGAGUCCAGCUGGUGAACUCACUCACUGCACAGGGCUGGGCGGGGGUUCUGAUGAAGGUCCUCUCGGGCCUGGACGCCGAGGGGCUGGAGUUCGUGGGGGGCUCCACGCUGCGCCUCGUGCUGCACGCCUCACAGCUGAGCGCCGACUUCCGUGAGGCGCUGGGCCGCGCCGGCGGAGUGCAGAUCCUGCUGGGCAACCUCUCCGCAGUGAAGGACUCCAUCGAUGAUGAGACGGCGUUCGCUCAGCUGCUGAUCUCGCGGCUGGCGAUCAUGUCGCUGUGGCACGUGGCCACUGAGCGGCAGAACCGCGCAUUGCUGCGCACGGAGGAGGCGCGCGCAUCGCUGGGCGCGCUGCUCGCCCUAAAAAACGCGCACAUGCGCGUCGGGGCCACGCUCACCGCCUGCCUGGCGCUCAGCGAGAACACAGCCGAUGAGCACGCCGUCAAGUCGGGACACCUGGCCUCCACGGUGAGCUGGCUGCGUGCAGCGCUCAACACCGUCCUGCUGGAGUACGAGGGGCACAGCCUCCUGGAGAUCCUCACCACCCUCGCUCACCUCGCCCGCCUGAAUGCCUGCGCCACGCCGCUGUUGGAGGCGGGCGCGGUGCCGCUGGCGGUGCAGGUUCUGCGCCGUGGACGUGAGGAGGAGCGGCGCGCCGCCACCACCCUCGUGUGGCACCUCGCCUUCCACCCCGGCCUGCGCAACGCCAUGCGCAAUGAUGAGGAGCUGGCGAGGGAGCUGUCCGUGCUGCUGAGAGGAGGUUCGCCCUGGCUGGCGGGGGCCGCGCGCGGCAUCGGUCUCCUCCUCCUCACUGAGAAGUCUCCACGAUACGUGCUGUCUCGCGAGGGCACGCAGCCUGGUGGAGCUGGCCCUGGUGCAUUAUGGGUAGCGGAGUCAGGUCAGGAGGUGCGGCUUGGCAAAGCGUGGACCGAGUGGGAGACGUUCCCACACGUGUUCCCCGUGUACGCGGCUCGUGAGGGAGGGGUGGUGAUCAGCCACGACGGCGUCCACGUCGCCACGGCGACCGCCCUGCGCGACAAGCUGCAGACGCGCGGCGUGCGAGUGUGGAUGAACACGGAGCCCCUGAGUCCGCACUCCCUGGACCAGACGCUCGCAGCCAUUGAGGCGGCCGGCGUCGUCUUCGUGACGGCCACCAACGCCUACCAGGACAACCCACGGUGCCGUACUGAGUACUCGUUCGCGCGGAUGUUCGGCAAGGCGGUGGUGCCGCUGCAGGUGGAGCUGGGCAGCCCCGUGGACGGCUGGCUCUCUGCGCUGCGUGACUGGAAGCUGCUCGAUGGAGCGCCCACGCCCAGCCUGGUCGACGGAGAAGGGCACCCCAUGACCGCCCCGACCACUGGCGCCGGCUUUGUCAUCAACUCCCCGGCCAACAUCCAAGCCUCCCUCGCCGCCAUCGAGCACGCCGUGGACAGAUACCGCACCGUCUACGUGCAGAAUGCCCGCGCCGCCUCCGACUGGGCCCCCUUCAACCCCGUGGGGGUCCCGUAUGGUGCCCUGGCUCAGGGUCCCUGGGGCCCCGCGCCCAGCCUAGCUGAGCUGGGGGUCAGCGGUCCCUAUAACGUGGGCCCCUACUCUGGAGAACCCCACGCUGGGGGGCCCUAUGCCGGGGGGCCCGUGGCCUACGCCGGGGGACGCAUGUGGAGCCGCAAGUGUGACUGCCGCUGGGUUCCACUGGAGGGAGGAGCCUCCUCCUGGUGGGGGAAGCAGCCUGAGGGGUGUCAGUGCCACUGAGCCUCCGUGGUUGAGUGCUUAAAGCUGAAAGAGCUGCCCACACGGACUACAGCAACUGACACACCUGCUGCUGCUGCACACCCAGAGAACCCUGACACACCCACACGCCCAGUGAACACCUAUUGCUCCACAUCCACCGCCAUCCCACACCACCACUAAAACCACCACCCACCACCACCAGUGA
Molecule: messenger RNA, 2396 nt
Organism: Petromyzon marinus (sea lamprey)
Lineage: Eukaryota; Metazoa; Chordata; Hyperoartia; Petromyzontiformes; Petromyzontidae
Source: RefSeq, a predicted model, not a curated record